Molecule: messenger RNA, 1158 nt
Organism: Pseudozyma flocculosa PF-1
Lineage: Eukaryota; Fungi; Basidiomycota; Ustilaginomycetes; Ustilaginales; Ustilaginaceae
Exons: 2
Coding region: 1-1158 (385 amino acids)
Molecular function (GO): magnesium ion binding; NAD binding; oxidoreductase activity, acting on the CH-OH group of donors, NAD or NADP as acceptor
Source: RefSeq, a predicted model, not a curated record
AUGUCGGACACCCAAGCACAACCUCCCGCACCCGCAUCCGCACCGACGCCCUCGAUGCCCGUCGACCCCUCGGCCGUGCGCCCGGGAACACGCCACCGCAUCGCCACCAUCGGCGGCGACGGAAUCGGCCCCGAAGUCAUCCAAGCAGGCGUAAAGGUGCUCCACACCCUCGCACACACCUCGGCCGGCACCCUCGACCUCGACUUCGUCGAUUUCGACUGGGGAUCCGACCUCUACAAGCGCACCGGCCGCUUCCUCCCACAAGACGGCCUCGACACGCUCCGCCAAUUUGAUGCAAUCUUCUUCGGCUCCGUCGGCGCACCAGACGUGCCGGACCACAUCUCGCUCUGGGGCCUCCGCCUCGCAAUCUGCCAGCCGCUGCAGCAGUAUGCAAACGUGCGCCCCACCCGCCUCAUCCCGGGCAUCUCGUCGCCCCUCCGCAGCGUCACGGCGCCCUCGCACCUCGACUGGGUCAUCAUCCGCGAAAACUCCGAGGGCGAGUACGCCGGGCACGGCGGCCGCUCCCACUCGGGCCACGACCACGAGGUCGCCACCGAGGUGUCCGUAUUCACCCGCACCGCCGUCCGCCGCAUCAUGCGCCACGCCUUUGCCACGGCCCGCUCCCGACCGCGCAAGACGCUCACCGUCGUCACAAAGAGCAACGCCCAGCGCUACGGCCUCGUCAUGUGGGACGACGUCGCCCUCGAGGUGUCGCGCGACUUCCCCGACGUCCACAUGGACCGCAUGCUCGUCGACGCCAUGACGGUCCGCAUGACGAUGCACCCGCAGUCCAUCGACACCGUCGUCGCCACCAACCUCCACGCCGAUAUCCUCUCGGACCUCGCCGCCGCCCUCGCCGGCUCCAUCGGCAUCGCACCCACCGCCAACCUCGACCCGACGCGCGCCAACCCGUCCAUGUUUGAGCCCAUCCACGGCUCCGCCUUCGACAUCACCGGAAAGGGCACCGCCAACCCCGUCGGCGCAUUCUGGUCCGCUGCCAUGAUGCUCGAGUGGCUCGGAGAGGCUGACUCCAGCGCCCGCCUCAUGCGCGCCAUCGAGCGCAUCUGCCACCAGGCCAUCUUCACGCCCGACCUCGGCGGCAAGUGCACCACCGACGACGUCACCGAGGCGGUCUGUAACGAGCUCAGAAGGAAGUAG